CGUGUCGUGAUGAUGUUUACAGUUGGCCCCCCAGAAAAGCAAGCCACAGUCUACUUGGACAAAGACCAGCUCGACCGCGAAACCAUUAAGCAAAUCGAGGCGAUCAAUGCCCACGAAUCGGUCACGAAUGUCCGGAUCAUGCCCGACGUCCACAAGGGCAACGGGUGCUGUGUCGGGUUUACGAGCAAGUUGACCGGUUCGGUCUUGCCUGGGCUCAUUGGCGGAGACAUUGGCUGCGGCAUCGCCAUGCAUCCGCUUCCGUCGUCCCUGCUGAGCAAGAAGAACGCCCUCACCAAACUGGACAAAGUUAUCCAGCGUCAUGUCCCCAUGGGCAACGGCUACGACCGCGUCCAUGCGACACCCCUCAUGCAGCCAUCGCAGUACGCGACGUACUUUGCCCUGGCCCAGCAAGACGCCACGUCAUUCGCGACGGCGUUCGAAACUGCCUUUAACCUCGACAUACGUCCACACAUGCCCACGUACUCGUUCGAGUGGUGGAGGUCGCGAUGCGAUGUGCUGGGGUCGAAUUUCGACUACGAUUUGCGGUCGUUGGGAACGUUAGGGGGCGGCAAUCACUUUGUUGAAAUCAACGACGGCCACGACGGGGGCGGCUACAUCACGGUGCACACUGGCUCGCGCAACUUUGGCCAGCGUGUGGCUCGGUUCCAUCAGGGCGGGGGGUCAACUGAUCGAACUCGCAAUGUACUACUCGACGACAACAACACUCACGACAGUCCCAGACGACCCAGCCGCGCACUGCAUGGAGCGGCAGCCAGCGCCUACUUUUUCGACAUGAUUUGGGCACAAACGUACGCCAGCAUGAACCGCCGCGCAAUCUUAUCGGUGGUGCUGAACGCAGUGGGCGUCGAGUUUGACGAAGCCAGCAUUGUGGAAAGCGUGCACAAUUACAUUGACUUUCGGGACUUGGUCAUUCGAAAAGGAGCCAUUCGAUGCCACGCUGGCGAGCGGUGCGUGGUGGCCCUCAACAUGCGCGAUGGAGUCUUGGUCUGCGAAGGCAAAGGCAACACCGCGUGGAACAUGUCGGGGCCCCAUGGCUGCGGCCGCAUUCGAUCGCGCCAAGCCAUGCAGCUGCACUAUGGAAGCGCCGUAAACGCGGCCAUGCGGCGAUUCCGACAAGAGAUGGGAGAUGUUGAGUCUACGUGCAUUGUACCUGAGACGCUGGACGAGCGACCGUCCGCGUAUCGCAGCGCAGACGUGAUUGAACAAGCCCUGCGAGACACAGCCUCGGUGGUUUUUCAUGCAAAAACGCUCUUGAACGUCAAGGGCUACUGAUGUACACCUUGGACAACGUUUAAAAGCUACUACAGUCAAGUCUGUAAUGUGCGACGCCGCCGAUACUAUUUGCCGGGGGUCACCGCAAUUAGACCGAUUUCGAGCUUUCGAUUGCUAGUUGUUAAUGAAAUAUACAUGUACCAAAGGUAUGCCGUCGUGCUCCUCAUCCGAUGGCGUGCGUGUACUAGGUAAAUGGA
Molecule: messenger RNA, 1490 nt
Organism: Aphanomyces astaci
Lineage: Eukaryota; Oomycota; Saprolegniomycetes; Saprolegniales; Verrucalvaceae
Exons: 1
Coding region: 10-1293 (427 amino acids)
Biological process (GO): RNA processing; DNA repair; RNA repair
Molecular function (GO): manganese ion binding; DNA ligase activity; RNA ligase activity
Source: RefSeq, a predicted model, not a curated record